UAUAUCAUUGAAUAUUAUUAUAAAUAAUAGAGAAAAUAACGUAAAACCGUCGAAAUAUGUCAAAUAUAACAGCUGCGGUAAUUGCCAACCGCAAUAAAAAGCAUUUCCUAGGAGUGCCGGCGCCGCUUGGCUAUGUUGCCGGCGUGGGACGUGGCGCCACUGGCUUUACGACACGUUCGGAUAUUGGUCCGGCGCGCGAUGCCAACGAUGUUUCCGACGAUCGUCACGCGCCGCCAGCCACCAAGCGCAAGAAAAAAGACGAAGAGGAGGAAGAAGAUGAGGAUUUAAACGACUCCAACUAUGACGAGUUUAGCGGCUAUAGCGGCUCACUCUUCUCCAAGGACCCCUACGACAAGGACGAUGAAGAGGCAGACGCAAUUUACGAUUCCAUAGAGAAGCGCAUGGACGAGAAACGCAAAGAAUAUCGCGACAGACGCUUGCGCGAGGACUUGGAACGCUAUCGUCAGGAGCGGCCCAAGAUUCAGCAGCAGUUUAGCGAUCUGAAGCGUUCGCUGGCCACAGUUACCACCGAAGAGUGGUCCACCAUACCCGAAGUGGGCGACAGUCGCAAUCGCAAGCAGCGCAAUCCGCGAGCCGAAAAGUUUACCCCGCUGCCAGACAGCGUUCUCUCGCGCAAUCUGGGCGGUGAGACUGCAUCCUCAUUGGAUGCCAGCUCCGGUUUGGCAUCCAUGGUGCCUGGCGUGGCCACGCCUGGCAUGUUAACGCCCACCGGCGAUUUGGACUUACGCAAAAUAGGACAGGCGCGAAACACGCUCAUGAAUGUAAAGCUCUCGCAGGUAUCGGACUCUGUGACAGGUCAAACGGUGGUCGAUCCUAAGGGCUAUCUGACCGAUUUGCAGAGCAUGAUACCCACCUAUGGCGGCGACAUCAAUGACAUUAAAAAGGCGCGUCUGCUGCUGAAGAGCGUGCGGGAAACAAAUCCCAAUCAUCCGCCCGCUUGGAUAGCCUCGGCGCGCUUGGAAGAGGUCACAGGCAAGGUACAAAUGGCGCGCAAUCUGAUUAUGCGUGGCUGCGAAAUGAAUCCACAAUCCGAAGAUCUCUGGCUGGAGGCGGCGCGCCUACAACCGCCCGACACAGCCAAAGCUGUCAUUGCCCAGGCGGCACGUCACAUACCCACAUCGGUGCGCAUUUGGAUCAAGGCUGCUGAUUUGGAGACGGAAACCAAGGCCAAGCGACGCGUCUUUCGCAAAGCUCUUGAGCACAUACCGAACUCGGUGCGUUUGUGGAAGGCGGCCGUGGAACUGGAGAAUCCCGAUGAUGCUCGGAUCCUGCUGUCGCGUGCCGUCGAGUGCUGCAACACCAGUGUGGAGCUGUGGUUGGCCUUGGCACGCCUCGAGACCUACGAGAAUGCGCGCAAGGUGCUGAACAAGGCGCGUGAGAAUAUACCCACAGAUCGGCAGAUCUGGACAACGGCUGCCAAGCUGGAAGAGGCCAAUGGCAACAUACACAUGGUCGAAAAGAUUGUCGAUCGUUCGCUGACAUCGCUUACGGCGAACGGCGUCGAAAUCAAUCGGGAUCACUGGUUCCAGGAGGCCAUCGAGGCGGAGAAGUCGGGUGCUGUCAAUUGCUGCCAGGCAAUUGUGAAAGCCGUCAUCGGGAUUGGUGUCGAGGAGGAGGAUCGCAAGCAAACCUGGAUCGAUGAUGCCGAAUUUUGCGCCAAGGAAAAUGCAUUUGAAUGCGCGCGCGCCGUCUAUGCGCACGCCCUGCAGAUGUUUCCAUCGAAGAAGAGCAUUUGGCUGCGUGCUGCAUACUUUGAGAAGAAUCAUGGCACACGAGAGUCCUUGGAGGCGCUGCUGCAACGCGCUGUGGCGCAUUGUCCCAAGUCGGAGAUACUCUGGCUGAUGGGCGCCAAGUCCAAGUGGAUGGCGGGCGAUGUGCCCGCUGCCCGAGGAAUUUUGUCGUUGGCCUUCCAGGCCAAUCCCAAUUCCGAAGAUAUUUGGCUGGCAGCCGUCAAGUUGGAGUCGGAGAACUCGGAAUACGAGCGUGCGCGACGUUUGUUGGCCAAAGCGCGUGGAUCUGCGCCCACGCCGCGUGUUAUGAUGAAGUCGGCGCGACUCGAAUGGGCACUGGAACGCUUCGAUGAGGCGUUGCGUUUGCUAGCCGAGGCCGUCGAGGUCUUUCCCGAAUUUCCGAAACUCUGGAUGAUGAAGGGUCAGAUUGAGGAGCAGCAAAAACGCACGGACGAUGCGGCCGCCACCUACACGCUGGCAUUGAAAAAGUGCCCCACUUCGAUACCCCUGUGGAUUUUGUCCGCCAAUCUGGAGGAGCGCAAAGGUGUCUUAACCAAGGCGCGCUCAAUACUGGAGCGAGGAAGGCUGCGCAAUCCCAAGGUGGCAGUGCUCUGGCUGGAGGCCAUCCGCGUAGAGCUGCGUGCCGGGCUUAAGGAGAUUGCCAGCACCAUGAUGGCGCGUGCCCUGCAGGAGUGUCCCAAUGCCGGCGAGCUGUGGGCAGAGGCUAUCUUCAUGGAAACGAAGCCACAGCGCAAGACCAAAUCGGUGGAUGCACUCAAGAAAUGCGAACACGAUCCGCACGUACUGUUGGCGGUGUCCAAGCUGUUCUGGUCGGAGCAUAAGUUCUCCAAGUGUAGGGAUUGGUUUAAUCGGACGGUAAAAAUCGAUCCGGAUUUGGGCGAUGCCUGGGCAUACUUCUACAAAUUUGAGCUGUUGCAUGGCACGGAACAGCAGCAGCAGGAGGUGCUCGAGCGUUGCAUUGCCGCGGAGCCCACGCACGGCGAAUCGUGGUGCAGUGUGAGCAAGUGCAUCCGAAACUGGCAAUUCAAAACGCCAGACGUGCUGCGUGCUGUGGUCAGGGAGCUGUCUGUUCCAAUUUAAGUUACCUUCAACAUAACU
Molecule: messenger RNA, 2870 nt
Organism: Drosophila novamexicana
Lineage: Eukaryota; Metazoa; Arthropoda; Insecta; Diptera; Drosophilidae
Gene: Prp6
Product: pre-mRNA-processing factor 6
Exons: 4
Coding region: 57-2852 (931 amino acids)
Biological process (GO): spliceosomal tri-snRNP complex assembly; mRNA splicing, via spliceosome
Cellular component (GO): catalytic step 2 spliceosome; U4/U6 x U5 tri-snRNP complex
Molecular function (GO): protein binding
Source: RefSeq, a predicted model, not a curated record